Penaeus vannamei (Pacific white shrimp) is the source of this 870-nucleotide messenger RNA. The record is from RefSeq and is a predicted model, not a curated record. NCBI's taxonomy places the organism in Eukaryota, Metazoa, Arthropoda, Malacostraca, Decapoda, Penaeidae.
AUGAUGUUUGCCGAUGAUGUGGUGUUGUGUGCGAGAGAGAAGCGUGAUCUGGAAGAAGAUCUGGAACAGUGGAGAUAUGCGCAGGAGAGAAGAGGAAUGAAGAUCUCAAGAUCAAAGACUGGGUACACGAGCCUGAAUGGGACAUCAACUGGGAGUGUGGAGAUGUUACAGAGGCAGUUACCAGAGACAGUUAAAUUUAAGUACCUGGGAAGUACACUUGAGACAGAUGGAGGAGUCGGGUCAGAAGUAAACCGAAUGAUUCGAUGUGGAUGCAACAACUGGAAGAUGUCUGGCGUCCUUUGCGACAAAAGCAUCUCGUGGAAGGUGAAAGGCAGGAUCCACAUGAUGGUAAUCCAACUGGCGAUGCUAUACGUAACCUCCGUUUUACUUCUAACCUGCUCUCGUCUGCCGGAACGCAGCUCUAUUGGGAGAUACACGCAACCACAGAUUAUAUCCAGCAAUCCUGUACACCAAGAUAUGGGGCAGAUACAAACACUAUGUAGAAAGUUAAUGCUCAUGAAUAAUCGUGUUACAAGUUCUGUUCUAGCGCCAACAGAACGCGUCACCAUUGAGCAAAGUAACGGCCGUACAUCCCUAUGCACAUUUACCAACGUGGGAGUGACUGCACAAAUAUUUUAUAUGGCUCUGAACACAAUCAGCUUGAGCGGUGGCGUGGCGGCUAGCCCUGGGUCAGUGGAGGAAGGAGUGGGCAAUGUUUGUGGUGACAGCGACAAGCGUUCUUUCUCUGUCACGCCCUCCGGCCAGCAGAAGGCCGAGAGAGGGCUGUUCACGGUGACAACAACUGGCGGUCUCUCCCACUCAGGCCGGUUCACGUCGCGAUCCACGCAGGCGGAAGCAUACGUCUCUUAG